CCUCUGACCCAUGGAACUCCUGGGCCCCGCCAAGCCACGAUGGCCGUGGCGCCACUGUCUGGCCGGGCUGCUGUUUCAGCUGCUGGUGGCUGUGUGUUUCUUCUCCUACCUGCGUGUGUACCGAGAUGAUGCCACUGGGUCCCUCAUGGCAGUGAAACCUGUCACUGGGGCUCCCAAUAGGUCCCACUGCCAGGACAGCACGGGGACCCCCGCCCGCCCCACCCUCCUGAUCCUGCUGUGGACGUGGCCUUUUAACAAACCCGUGGCUCUGUCCCGCUGCUCAGAGAUGGUGCCCGGCACGGCUGACUGCCACAUCACUGCCAACCGCCAGGUGUACCCACAGGCAGACGCGGUCAUCGUGCACCACUGGGACAUUAUGCAAAACCCCAGUGCCCGGCUCCCGCCCCGCACCAGGCCACCAGGGCAGCGCUGGGUCUGGUUCAGCAUGGAGUCCCCCAGCCACUGCUGGAAACUGCAAGCCCUGGACGGAUACUUCAACCUCACCAUGUCCUACCGCCGCGACUCCGACAUCUUCACACCCUACGGCUGGCUGGAGCCGUGGUCCGGCCAGCCUGCCCACCCACCGCUCAACCUCUCGGCCAAGACCCAGCUGGUGGCCUGGGCGGUGUCCAACUGGAAUCCACAGUCUGCCAGGGUGCGCUACUACCAGACCCUGCAGGCACAUCUCAAGGUGGACGUGUACGGGCGCUCCCACAAGCCGCUGCCCCGGGGGACCAUGAUGGAGACGCUGUCCCGGUACAAGUUCUACCUGGCCUUCGAGAACUCCUUGCACCCCGACUACAUCACCGAGAAGCUGUGGAGGAACGCCAUGGGGGCCUGGGCCGUGCCCGUGGUGAUGGGUCCCAGCAGGAGCAACUACGAGAAGUUCCUGCCGCCCGACGCCUUCAUCCACGUGGACGACUUCCAGAGCCCCAAGGACCUGGCCCAGUACCUGCAGGCACUGGACAAGGACCACGCCCGCUACCUGCGCUACUUUCGCUGGCGGGAGACGCUGCGGCCUGGCUUCUUCAGCUGGGCACGGUGUUUCUGCCAGGCCUGCUGGAAGCUGCAGCAGGAACCCAGGUACCAGACGGUGCGCAGCAUAGCCGCUUGGUUCACCUGAGAGGCCGGCGUGGGGCCUGGGCUGCCGGGGACCGCGCUUUCCCCGGGCCUCACUGAGCGGGACCUCACCCACCUAGGGACUCACUAGUCUGGGGAUUUACCUACCUGGGGCCUUAUCAUCUACUGGGCUCACUUCCCUGGGACCUCACCUGCCUGGGGCCUCACCUGCCUGGGGCCUCACUUGCCUGGGGCCUCGCCUGCUGAAGGCUUUGGUGGCUAGGAAUGUCACUUACCACGGACCUUACAUACUUCACUGCUUCCAGGAGCAUCCCCUGUGGAAUCCUCACCUGCUGGGGACCUCAGCUGUUGGUGACCUCGCCUGCUGGGGAUCUUGGCUGUUGGGGACUCUACUCACUGGGACCUGGCCCCAGAGAUCUUGCCACACUGCAUCUCACCUGCUAGGAGCCUCACCUCCUGGGGACCUCACCCUGGAAGGCACUGGGCCCUGGGAACUGGCACCCUUGGGGCCCAUCCACAAGGGAGAGUUCCGGCUGAUUUGUCUGUGAUGUUGUUAACUGCCUGGGAGGGGCGCAGAGAGACAAAGACUGUACCCUUUCCAGAUGUCAUACUGCAAGGAAAUCCGAUGAGGUGGCCGGGUGCAGUGGCUCAUGCCUGUAAUCCCAGCACUUUGGGAGGCUGAG
Messenger RNA from Sapajus apella (tufted capuchin), 1763 nucleotides. RefSeq names its product alpha-(1,3)-fucosyltransferase 5-like. Gene Ontology annotation, cellular component: membrane. The record is from RefSeq and is a predicted model, not a curated record. NCBI's taxonomy places the organism in Eukaryota, Metazoa, Chordata, Mammalia, Primates, Cebidae. The transcript has a single exon. Bases 11 to 1123 code for a protein of 370 amino acids. Gene Ontology annotation, molecular function: alpha-(1->3)-fucosyltransferase activity.